Messenger RNA from Gekko japonicus, 2377 nucleotides. RefSeq names its product dystrobrevin binding protein 1 (gene DTNBP1). Bases 189 to 1244 code for a protein of 351 amino acids. Gene Ontology annotation, cellular component: plasma membrane; cytoplasm; BLOC-1 complex. The record is from RefSeq and is a predicted model, not a curated record. Gene Ontology annotation, biological process: regulation of synaptic vesicle exocytosis; anterograde synaptic vesicle transport; neuron projection development. NCBI's taxonomy places the organism in Eukaryota, Metazoa, Chordata, Lepidosauria, Squamata, Gekkonidae. The transcript is spliced from 10 exons.
AGCGCGUGAGAGAGCCCGCGGCGGUUAGGUUUCGGCCGUUGCGGCUCCGCCCCUUCCUCCUCCUGCCUCCCCCGCCCCCCCGCAGCCCUCGUCCCGUGUUUUCGGGUUCCGCAGUGAACUUGCCUCUGCCCGGCCCGUUCGGCUCCCGCCGCCGGUUCCUGCGCGCCGAGGCGGAGGGGAGGGGAGCGAUGUUCGAAAGCCUCCGCGACCGGCUCCUGAGCGUCCAGCAGGACUUGACUUCGGGGUUGAAGAAUUUGGGUGAGAAAUCAAGAGAAGCCAAAAUAAGCAAGCAACGGAAUGUUCAGUGUUUGCCAGAGUUCUCUGCUGGAUUAGAUCUGCUGAGCAGGUAUGAAGAUAUUUGGGCAGCCCUUCACAGAGGAACGAAAGAAUGUGCAAAAAUGGGAGAGUUGGUGGAUAGUGAAGUUGUGAUGCUUUCUGCACACUGGGAGAAGAAAAGAAGUGGUCUCCUAGACCUUCAGGAGCAGCUCCAGCAAAUACCUGUGUUUUUAGCAGAUUUGGAAUCUACAACAGCUAGCCUGGUCCAGUUGGAAGCAAAUUUCAAGGAAAUGGAGAACCACUUACUGAAUCUUGAGGAUCUCUGUGGACAGUGUGAGUUGGAAAGAUACAAGCACAUACAGGCACUUCAGCUGGAAAACUACAAGAAGACUAAACGAAAAGAACUUGAGAUCUUCAAAGCCGAACUAGAUGCAGAGCAUGCGCAGAAGGUGCUGGAUAUGGAGCACACCCAGCAACUGAAGCUCAAGGAGCGGCAGAAGUUCUUUGAAGAAGCUUUCCAGCAGGACAUGGAGCAGUACCUCUCCACGGGCUAUCUCCAAAUAGCCGAAAGACGAGAGCCAAUAGGAAGCAUGUCUUCUAUGGAAGUGAAUGUGGAUAUGUUGGAGCAAAUGGACCUCGUGGAUAUGUCUGACCAAGAAGCCUUAGAUGUCUUUCUUAACUCUGGAGGGGAGGACAGUACUAUGCCAUCCCCUAUGACAGGGCCGGACUCGACCGCCUGUCAAAAUGAAAUCAGUCUUCAAGUCCCCACGCUGUCGGAACUGAGGGAGAAGUGGUCUUCCACAACGGGCGGCACUGAUUCUGCCAGCCAGGAUGCCAGUGAAGGGGAGUCCCCCGUGAUCCAGUCAGACGAGGAGGACGUACAAGUGGACACUGCCCUGGUGGCCGGCAGUGCGGAAGCGAGGGGCCCUUCUGACCUCAGCGAUGAGAGUGACUCACAAGUAGGCUGAACCUGAUCAAAGCGCUCCAGAGGAAUGACGACCCCAGAAUGAGCGAAGGGACAGUCGAAUGAACUUGCCCAUGUCACUGUAAUGGUUCAUCAUGGAAAAAAAAUGAGCACAUACAAAUUGAAUCUCAGUCAUGUGAAACAUUGAUUUUUAUAAAAUUUCUCAAAAGCACACCUUCCAGCAAUAAAGCCUUGGCUUUUGAACACAAAACCUUCUAUACAGAGGGCUGUCCAAGACAUAAGUUUUGAAAGGGUUUAUUUUCACGUCCUCAAUAGGAAUGUUAAAAAUACAGGUUCGUGUGUGUGUCUGUGAUUGCUAUUAGUGUGCCUGUCUCAAUCGCUGUGUUUAAAAACCGAUAAAACCCCUACUGCUGUAUUCAAGCUGUUAGCGGCAGAAUGGCCAGCUCUAAUGUUCUGUUCUGCUACCUGAGAAAAGGAAAACAAAGCCAGGUGAGAGAGGUCGCACUGACCUUUUAAUAGGGAGUGGGGGGAUUCAUUUUUCUUACUGAAGUAGUGGGUGUCACACACACCAUUACUCGUAAAAAGGGCCCAUGCUGGGAGAAUAACUGCUAAGUGUAUAUACCUUGAAUGCAAAGCAUUUUUAACUAGUUCUAUAAUGACCAAAGUUCCUGCUUUGCCUUUUACUUAUUUCAAGGCAAAUGAAAGGGGUGACAGGGGGCCCAGCUGUCUUCCGCGUUCACAGUCUGAAAACCAAAUGAUCAGACACAGUGAUACAAAAAGGGCAGGAGAGUACGGUACCAUGUCUGAGGCUGUAUUCGGCCGUGGGUACAGUUACCAGUACAGCAGGACACCUCCGAGCCCGCUGUCCCCUUGUGAUGCCAAGAUGCAUUUCUGAACUUCUUGUCCCUGACGUGAGAGAAGAGCCAACUUCCAUCCCUUUGCAGCACUGACCAUUAAGCAAUACGGAUCCAGCUGCUUACCACGGGGAGCCCAUGUACCUGGAACAAAGGUCACAGGAGGAGGAUAAUUAUGACCGCUCCGUCUUACUCCUGCUCUCAGUCUCUCUCGAGCCCAUUCCUUUAGGUGCUGAGUUGAUAUAAGGGUUUUUGACAUUAUGCAAUGAAUUAAUUAGAUCCUCGAGGCUGUCUCUAGUUAAGAAUGUAAGAUUAUCCAAUG